Molecule: messenger RNA, 345 nt
Organism: Knipowitschia caucasica
Lineage: Eukaryota; Metazoa; Chordata; Actinopteri; Gobiiformes; Gobiidae
Source: the annotation of a GenBank genome assembly
AUGUUUUCUACACGAAAAUCCCAUCUGCUCCUCCCAGGGGACGCUCUCUCUCUGCACUCACACCGACACCACAAGGUCCCAGAGCUGUCGUCCUCAACAGACUGGCCCCCAGACCAGUCCCAGAGAGGCCCCAGACCUCCCACAGACCUCCCACAGACCUCACACGGACCUCACACAAGUGCACCCAAAAACCUCUGCGCGCCAGCUCCUGUGUUUGCCCUGCGUCUGCACUCUCGUGCGACAGUGGCCUCUGUAGCGUGCCUUCGACUGCAGCGACAGUCUGGGGCAAAGCAGCAGCAGCAGUUGUUGGCGUGUGGCGGUGGAGUUUGUAGAUCGUAUUUGUAA